AUGUUACCAGGAUUAGAAUCCGAAGAUGUUUUUCAAGAAACGCAGCAACCACGAGUUUUUGACUUCAUGCAUGAUACUGACUUUGCAAUGAGUGAUAAUGAUUUGUUUGGAACGGAGUUCAUUCCAGAUCUGGACAGGAUCCUCGAUACCAUGGGACCAUUUCCCGAGCUCGAGGAUCAGCAACAAUCUCCUCAAGAUGAUCAAGACUCUGCGCGUCGGCGAGCGGCCGCCUUUCAGCGCUCUCUUUGGUUGUGGAUACAGGAAAAGAACCAACACGCUUUCAGCGAUGAGGGGAAGAUCCCUCUGCGGGAUAGCGAUAGUAUCCCGACAGCACAUCAGUCUCGUCUAGACGCGCUUCAAAUACCGGGAAAUCUGUUCCAAAAUGCGCGAGACGAUAUUUUCAAGUUGGUUUUGAGGACUGCCGGAUCAAGACUCUCUGUUUCUGCUUUCCCGUCUGCGGGCUACCUCGAUAACUUGAUCAAAAUUGGGGUUGAAUAUCAGCAAUUACGCCCGGAAUUUCUUACCGCUUUGGUGGCCGCGGGGUGUGUCUGCUGCGGUCUCCCUUCCAUCAACAAGACGGGAAUAAUUCUUCAGGAGAUCACUCGAGUUGGACUGGCGCAAUUAGCACUUCGAAGGGCAAUGGCAUUCGCCAAGUCAGCCUACAACCCCAUCUCACCACAUUGCGCCAGGGAUGACCUAGAAUCGCUGCAGAAGACCUGGCAUUACUGGGUGCGACAGGAGUCAUUGAAGCGACUAGUCUAUCAUCUCUUUGGUCACGACGUGGAAGUUGCCAUGUCGAUGAACAGGUCCGCUCUUAUCUCAUACACAGAAUUGACGUUGCCUUUGCCCGCAGCUCGGGAUCUAUGGCUGGCCCAAUCUGCCCAAGAAUGGAAACAGAUUUGGACAAGUCGAUAUGACAUGGCAAGAGAAUCCGAAAUGAGCUUACGAGAUUUGCUGUCGGAUCCAUCAUUAAUCAACCAUGUUUGCCCUCAGCUCGAUUUGGCGAUUGCUCGAUCUGCCCUGCUUCAUGGUCUAGCUAUCCAGGUGUGGGAGUUUCGUCAGCAAAAUUUGUUAUCCCAAGGAUCACAGUCAGUGUCGCGUGCUACAGCCCGUCUAUGGCUUCAGAGCAGAAAGGAGGAUCUCUACACAACGCUUAGGACCACCCAAAAUGAUUCGCCAGACCAACCACGUACCAACACUCUAAUGCACGAGUUCGUCAUGAUGUACCUUCAUAUAGAUGUGGACGCAAUCCAGCGCUUUGUAGGUAGGAUGGGAGAACUGGAAGCCCGGCGCGCAUACCCAGGUCUUCGAGAUUGGAGCCAUACAAAAGAAGCCAGGGUGGCCAUUUGGCAUGCAGGUCAAGUUUUCAAAGCAGCGCGAGCCGUCAAAGCAUAUCAACUUCGGGGACUUGACUACUUGGCUGUCUACCAUGCCGCACUCGUUUUAUGGGUCUAUGGGUUACUGCAAUGUGGCGAGACGAGAAAAGUUGAGGUUGAUACACCGAUGAGCGAGGGUGAUACCGUGUCUCGAGUUGCUUUGGAUUCAUCCGAGGACCAAUUGGUCAAGGCUUUUUUGGCUCGCGGCAAUGGACGGCCUGGAUUGACCAUGUACCACCACGAUGGAAACGGAGUGGAUCCGAAGACAUUCUGCGAACUUAGAAUUGCUAGGUCGAUAAUGCCCUUUCAAUGA
Penicillium maclennaniae is the source of this 1689-nucleotide messenger RNA. RefSeq lists its product as uncharacterized. Gene Ontology annotation, molecular function: DNA binding; zinc ion binding. The record is from RefSeq and is a predicted model, not a curated record. NCBI's taxonomy places the organism in Eukaryota, Fungi, Ascomycota, Eurotiomycetes, Eurotiales, Aspergillaceae. The transcript is spliced from 6 exons. Gene Ontology annotation, biological process: DNA-templated transcription. Bases 1 to 1689 code for a protein of 562 amino acids.